Xenopus laevis (African clawed frog) is the source of this 1047-nucleotide messenger RNA. Its product is annotated as vomeronasal type-2 receptor 26. Lineage: Eukaryota; Metazoa; Chordata; Amphibia; Anura; Pipidae. The transcript is spliced from 3 exons. The record is from RefSeq and is a predicted model, not a curated record. The coding region runs from base 1 to 1047 and encodes 348 amino acids.
AUGGAGUUUGCAGUUCCCAUUUCUAUGUGCAGUCCAAGUUGUCCCUCAGGAUUUAGGAAGAUGAUACUACCAGGAAAAUCAGCUUGCUGUUAUGACUGUGCCCGCUGUCCCUAUGGACAUAUUUCAAACCAAACAGAUGCUGUUGAAUGUCAUCCAUGUUCCUGGGACACAUGGCCCAAUCUACAACAGGACAGAUGCUUACCAAGAGCUACAGAGUUUCUUUCCUAUGAAGAACCUUUGGGUUACAGCUUAACAGCUGCAUCAAUGUUUUCUUCUCUGUUUCCUCUUAUUAUUUUGGCAGUUUUUAUUUAUUAUCAAAAAACACCAAUAGUCAGAGCAAACAACUAUUCCCUUAGUUGCCUUCUCCUGCUCUCCUUGUUCCUCUGUUUCCUUUGCUCUUUAGGGUUCAUUGGUUACCCACAACCUACACAGUGUCUUCUGCGCCAGGUGGCAUUUGGGAUGGUUUUUGCUCUUUGUAUCUCCUGUGUUCUGGCCAAAACCAUCACUGUUGUCAUUGCCUUUAAUGCAACCAAACCAGGCAGCAGGUUAAGAAAAUGGACAGGGAUAAAUGUGUCCUACUGCUUCAUAGUCUUUUGUCUCUUUUUUCAGCUAUUUCUGUGUGUAAUGUGGCUGACAUUUUCACCUCCCUUUACUGAGCUGGACACUAGCACCAAUCCUGGAGUCAUCAUUGUUAACUGCAAUGAAGCAUCACUAACUGCUUUCUGGUGCAUGCUGGGAUACCUAGGUCUCUUAGCUACCAUCAGUUUCAUUGUUGCCUUCUUGGCCAGACGUCUCCCUGACAGUUUCAAUGAAGCCAAAUUUAUCACAUUCAGUAUGUUGGCUUUCCUCAGUGUCUGGGUGUCCUUUAUCCCAGCCUAUCUCAGUGCACGGGGCAUGUAUACUGUGGCAAUGGAAGUCUUUGCCAUUCUGUCUUCCAGCUGGGCUGUGGUGAUCUGUAUCUUUACUCCAAAAUGUUUCAUUAUAUUGUUCAGACCCAACAUGAACUCUAAAGAACAUCUUACGGUUAAGAACAAAGUUCAAAAAUAA